UCAUAAACCUGGACCCACGGAAUUCCGUAAUAUUUGGAUUAAUAGUCCUAAAGGUAAUGGCGCUCCGAAUGGCAGGCAUAUUUCCCUACCAUCUGAACGAUAUCUGGAAUGAAGGCUCGGGUUUCGGUUUUGACGAGUUGAAGAAAAGAAUUGGACGGGAUUUAACCCACAAUUCCCUCAUGGGUGAAAUUGACGCAGUUGAGAGAAUCCUACUGGGCUUAAGGCGAAUCGAUACCCAUGACUGUUUCAUACGCCAUGUUUGCCAAAUUAAGCAGAACCAGUUGGAAGGGAAGAGUUCAGAGUGGGAAGAAACGGUUCUAAAAAUAUUUGGGUUAAAAAAAGCUAGGAAAUAUGAUACUGCGAAGAUGUCAAUCUGGGAUACUUAUGGCGACGCACUAGCACCAAGGAGGGAAAACUGUGACAAGAAAUACAAAUUGUGUCCACUAACGGAAGAGGAUAUUAGUGAAAAGAAUAUUCUUUCUGGCUUAUUUUAGGCGUAAUUCAGUCACGGAAUUAUUGAACGGCUAAAUAAUUGCUCUUUACUACCUCGAUACAUGUCGUGGCAGAAUUAACACAUUUAAGAAUUUAUGCCAAUUAAUGACAAGUUUAGUUAAUUUAGUUGGUAUAGUAUCUUCAGUGGAAUUUGUAUAUUACUUUCAAUGUAAUUUGUAUGUGUUUUCAAUGGAUUUAUAUUUCAACGGUAUUUAUAAAGGUUCAGUUACUUUGUCUUAACAGUGUGUGAUUCAACGGAAUCAACGGAAUGUUAGAUUAAGUUAUAACUGUGUAAAUUAAGGGUGUAAUUGAUAUAGCUCUAAAAAUAAUUUAUUGAGAUAGCUCUCGAAGUAAUUAAGGCGUAAAUGCUAUUAGUUUUUCUAUAAGUCGUAGCAUAAAGAAAAUAAUUAUCAUGCCGUUGAAAAGGCGUGCUACGACGUCCGACCUCCACCCGCUUCGAGGACAUCCGACCUCCAAGCUCCCAUAGUGUAUAAAAUCGCGUGUCUCAAGCGCGACAGCAUCAGUCGAUCAGUAGACUUUAACAGA
This is a messenger RNA of Folsomia candida, 1038 nucleotides long. RefSeq lists its product as uncharacterized. The coding region runs from base 57 to 494 and encodes 145 amino acids. The transcript is spliced from 4 exons. The record is from RefSeq and is a predicted model, not a curated record. NCBI's taxonomy places the organism in Eukaryota, Metazoa, Arthropoda, Collembola, Entomobryomorpha, Isotomidae.